This is a messenger RNA of Sebastes umbrosus (honeycomb rockfish), 1389 nucleotides long. RefSeq lists its product as uncharacterized. The record is from RefSeq and is a predicted model, not a curated record. Bases 332 to 1003 code for a protein of 223 amino acids. Gene Ontology annotation, cellular component: membrane. Lineage: Eukaryota; Metazoa; Chordata; Actinopteri; Perciformes; Sebastidae. The transcript has 6 exons.
ACCCCGCCUCUCCACCUGCUGCUGGUAGUCCGGGCUGGUCCGGGUUAAUGGAUAAACUCACUUCCUACCUGCUGAACCAACAGUGAAAGCAGGCUGCUGACCGGAAGAUACUCACCGCUGGAGACAGAGACAGAGACAGAGAGCGGCUCCUGGAGACAAAACUAGGUUUUAGGUCUCAGGUGUCUCAGUUGUCUCCAGGACCGGGACCGGUACCGGUACCACGGGUUUGGACUUAGAAAGCUCACCGAACUCCACCGAGCUCCCCGCCUGUGAGCGUGUAGCGGGUGAACAGCGGUUGAACAGCGGUUGAACAGCGAGUGAACAGCUGGACAUGGACCCACACAGGUACUUGAUCUUCAACCAGAGGAGCGUGCUCGUCCUCGGGAUCCUCCAGAUGGCCUGUGCGGCUCUAUGUGUGGUGUGUGGCUUCAUGGACGCUGUCUUCCGAAAGGACACCCCGCUGAGUAGCAGCAGGACCCCGGUGUGGGGAGGACUGGUCAUGACCUGUCCUGGUGUUCUGGCGCUGUUCGCCUCCCAAAGGAAGAACUCAACACUGGUGAGUGUGAUGGUGGCAGCAGCAGGACUCUCCUGUGUGGCUGCAGCGUUUAUAUCCGGUUACUCCUGUCUGACACUCACCUACGGGGAGGAGGAUGAAGACGUCUUCCACCAGCACGACAGUCCUCGAGUGACGUUUGUGCUUCAUCGGAUGGUGAAGGGGGCCAACGCCACCAUCCUGCUGACCUGCACCAUCAGCCUGGCUCUCUCCUCUCUCAUCGCCUACGUGGGCUGCCGUAGCCUUCCCGGCUGUGGAUGCUAUGAUGCCAGAACCGGAUUGGAGACGCUGGUUCCUCAGUGUGACCCCGGGGACACUGAGAUGAUUUGUACAUGGCAAGCAGGUGGUGACGACAGGCUUUUCAACUCUCCUGCUCAGUCCACUGACCAGGGCACCACAGAGGAAGAGGAGGGCCCCUCCAAACUGCCUCCAUACAGCAGACUGACCUGACACACAUCCACAUGGAGAGAGACUGGUCCUACACAUCCUCAUGUUUCCUCCAUUCCAGAGAGGGGGGGGGGGGGGGUGGUUAUGGAUUAUAUUUCAUUAAAGUUGUGCCUACACAUUUCUUAAUUCUGGUGGAUGGUCGGAGGGAAGGAAUCUCAAGACUGAACUGAGGACGUCACAUGUUGAUUGUUGUAGAGAGAUCUUUGGACUGUGGCGGUGUCCUCAUUUCCUCUUUGAACAAAGGUUUCUGGAGCCAAAGUGUAAUCCCUGUAACAUGUCAAAACUGAAAUGCCUCCUGUAAAACUCCCCUGUACGCUGUGUGAAAGUGAGCUAUGUUCUCAAUAUGUACAUUUGAUGUGUAUUUAAUAAAUAAAAGCUGACUGAGCUGC